AUGGGUCUGUCCAUGAGAGAGAACAAUUUGACUGAGCUGCGUGAAGGCCAACUGUCGGGUCUGUCACAGCUCACCUGGCUCUACCUAGACCACAACAACAUUGACAUUGUGGAGGAGGGGGCUUUUGACAAACUAAGACGUGUCAAGGAGUUGGACCUAAGCAGCAACAGAAUUGAGAAUCUGCCCAAUGUGAGAAUAUUUCAAGACUGUCGAAGCAUGCAGUUCCUGGACCUGGGAUAUAAUCAACUGCAAAGCCUGGCACGGAACUCGUUCGCCGGCCUCUUCAAGCUGUCGGAGUUGCACCUUGAGCACAAUGAACUGGUUAAAGUGAACUUGGCCCACUUUCCACGCCUCAUCUCUUUACAGAAAAUUGAUCUUUCAUCCAAUGAAAUUGAAUAUAUAGAGCCGCAUGUUUUUGAGAGCAGCCCCAGCCUCAAGGUGUUGAUGCUAGACUCUAAUCGCCUGGCUGCUUUGGACCAGCGCAUCUUGGAUUCAUGGUCAUCAUUGGACAGCAUCACCCUAGCGGGAAACGAGUGGGAGUGCACCCGGAAUGUAUGUGCCUUGGCCUCCUGGCUAAGUGCCUUCCGUGGCCAGCGUGACAGUUCCCUACAGUGUUCCAGCCCAGACACGGCACAGGGCGAGGAUGUGCUGGAUGCAGUGUAUGCUUUUCAUCUCUGUGAGGAUACAUCCAUAGAGGUGACUACAGCAGGUCUGUAUGCCUCCACCAGAGAUCUGGCCCAUGGUGGCUCAGUUCUGCUGGGUCCAUUUACCCCCAAUCCCUAUGAAGGUGAAGGCAGCGAAGUGGUCACCAGCUCCUUCACUGUCACAGUGGGCAAUGAUGAUCUGGAGAGUACCAUGCAGAUCCAUAAAGUGGUGACUGGAACCAUGGCGCUAAUUUUUUCUUUUCUCAUUAUCGUUCUCAUGCUCUAUGUGGCGUGGAAGUGCUUUCCUGCUGGAAUACGACAACUGAGGCAGUGCUUUAGCAGUCAGCGACGUAAGAAGCAAAAGCAAAGCAUGCAGCAGAUGGCUGCCAUUUCAACGCCAGAGUACUACGUCGACUACAAGCCCAACCAUAUCGAGGGAGCUUUAGUAAUCAUAAAUGAAUAUGGAUCAUGCACUUGUCAACAGCAACCUUCCCGGGAAUGUGAGGUGUGA
This is a messenger RNA of Knipowitschia caucasica, 1155 nucleotides long. Lineage: Eukaryota; Metazoa; Chordata; Actinopteri; Gobiiformes; Gobiidae. The record is from the annotation of a GenBank genome assembly.